Acytostelium subglobosum LB1 is the source of this 1299-nucleotide messenger RNA. RefSeq lists its product as hypothetical. Gene Ontology annotation, biological process: mRNA processing. The record is from RefSeq and is a predicted model, not a curated record. Bases 1 to 1299 code for a protein of 432 amino acids. The transcript has 2 exons. NCBI's taxonomy places the organism in Eukaryota, Evosea, Eumycetozoa, Acytosteliales, Acytosteliaceae.
AUGGCUGAUGUAGAGUCGACUGACCAUACUAAUGGUGAUACACAUCAUGAAGAAUCAAACAAUGGUGAACAAGAAGAUACAACAAUAACAGAUAAUAAUAAUGAUGAAAUACAAUACGAUGAUGAUAAUAAUAAUAAUAACAAUGAAGAUAAUGAUGAUGAUAAUAAUGAUGAUGCAGAGGAAGAUGAUGACGAUGACGAUGACGACGAUGAUGAUGAUGACGAUGUAAACAUUGUACUUGACACAGAACAGGCUAAUAAGACAACAAAGUCCUCAAGUGGACCCAAGGCCGGAUUCCUGAGGAACCCAACAUCAAUCACGCCAGGCACAGGUGGCAAGUACUCACUGGUCAAGCAGGCCAACACUCAGUAUCAGGCCAACAGGCCGCAGAAGAGCAUCUACGACGUCAACCUCGACUCGCUCGAGGACAAGCCGUGGAACAAGCCAGGUGCCGAUAUCACAGACUACUUCAACUAUAACUUCACAGAGGAGACAUGGAGAAUGUACUGCGAGCGACAGAAUCAGCUGCGCGCCGAGCAGGCCAACCUGGGCAAGAUCAAGUCGUACGAGAGCAAGAACCAGGAUCACAAGAAUGAUCUGCCGCCCGAGUUCAUGAUGAUGGGCGAUCAGCAACAGCAGCAACAACAACACAACGAUAAGUCUCGCGACAUGGCCAAGCGCGGUGGCGGUGCCGGUGGUGGUGGAGGCGGGCCCAAGCGACAUGAUGCCUGGCCUCGCAUGGAGGAGAUGCCCCCACACAUGCGACCACCUCCCGGAGGACCGUACGGAGGCAUGCAAGUGCCAUACCCGCCUCAAGGCGGCAUCCCAGGCGACUUUGGUCCACCACCACCCCACAUGCGUGGAUACAGAGGAGGUGAUGGACGUGGAGGACACAUGCCACCCUACAUGGAGGGCGGAGCACCAAUGGAAGACAGACGUCGCGGUGGCGAGCGAGAGAGAGAUGGCGGACGUGAGCGCGACAGUGGACGAGGAGAGCGAGAGCGAGAGCGUGACAGAGAGAGCAGUGGCAACGUCCGCGAGAGAGACAGAGAAGAAAACAGUACCAGCACCAGUUCAACGAGCAGCAGCAGCGGCCAGAGAGAAAGAGAGCGUGACUACUCAUCAAGAGAAGAUCGACGUCGGAGCAGUCCCGAGCGAAAGGAUGACCGACGUAGGAGCAGUCCAGAUCGUCGUCGCGACUACCAAUCAUCAUCCUCAUCGUCCUCACGCGACAGUAGCGACUACAAACGAAAGAUGGACGACUAUCCCGAUGAAGAAAGGUCAAAGAGGAGAAGGUAA